CAUCAUCCGAAUACUCCGCGGCGAAACGGAUUUUCCUCACUCUCUCUCUCUCUCUCUCUCUCUUCCAAAAACCUCUCCAAAACCCUAACCAGAGCUGAGAUCUACUCUCAUUCCUCACAUCUAUUUAAUGCUUCUUUAAAACUGGUCCCUUUCCCCUCCAAAAUGUCCAGCUCUGACGCUCCAAAGCAGCGCCCCCGACCUGGCCCCUGGCCGCCGGCGCCACCCGCCGACCCUCCGCCUUCAAUGCCGCCAGCGUCGUGGGCGAAGAGGACCGGCUUCAGGCCCCACCUCUCCGGCGAGACGACCGCCGGAGAUUCAGGCCGGAUUGUCGCCACCGUGAAGCCGAAGGAGCCGGAACUCCCCCCGGAUCUGGAAUCGGGUCGCCCAGCAAACGGAGUCAGCUCGGAGAAGGAAAGAAUGCCGGCGCAGCAGCCGUUGGAUAGAGAUCAAGCAGUGACGGUGAAGAAGAAGAGGGAGUCGGAUGGAGGCGCUCCUGGAAUGAACGGUCCGGUCCGGUCCGAUCCCACUCCAUUACAACCAAAGCCUAGCCAGGAUGCAGAGGUUGUUGAUAUGUUGCCGCAUUCGCAUGAUGAUGAAGGGUUCACGGCCCGACACUCUCAUAUGAAGUAUGAACUCAGAGAUACUCCUGGCCUUGUUUCGAUCGGAUUAUUUGGAUUCCAGCAUUACAUUUCGAUGUUUGGAUCUUUGAUUCUGAUUCCGCUUGUUAUAGUUCCGGCAAUGGGCGGCACUCCUGAGGAUACUGCCAAGGUGGUGUCGACCGUGCUAUUUGUAUCGGGGUUGACGACGCUCUUGCACACGCUUUUUGGAUCCAGGUUGCCAUUGAUACAGGGCCCAUCAUAUGUGUAUCUGGCUCCUGCACUGGCACUAAUACAUUCGCCUGAGUUCCUAACAUUGAAUGGGAAUAAUUUUAAGUACAUCAUGAAGGAGCUACAGGGGGCCAUAAUUAUUUCUUCUGCCUUUCAAGCAAUUAUUGGGUAUAGUGGGCUGAUGGCAAUCCUUCUGAGGUUGAUCAAUCCAGUGGUCGUCGCCCCGACCAUUGCUGCCAUUGGACUUUCCUUUUUCAGUUAUGGUUUUCCACAAGUGGGUACCUGCCUGGAGAUUGGUGUAGUGCAGAUAUUGCUGGUCAUUAUUUUUUCGCUUUAUCUUCGCAAGAUAUCUGUAUUUGGUCAUCGUAUAUUCCUUAUCUAUGCGGUUCCAUUGGCUCUGGGAAUCACAUGGGCCAUUGCUUUUCUUCUUACAGAAGCUGGAGUCUAUAGCUACAAAGGUUGUGAUGUAAAUGUACCUUCGUCAAAUAUUAUAUCUGAUGCCUGUAGAAAGCAUUUUUCAAGGAUGAAACACUGCCGUGUUGAUACCUCUCAUGCAUUAAAAUCUUCCCCAUGGUUUAGAUUUCCAUAUCCGUUACAAUGGGGCACACCUGUCUUUGAGUGGAAGAUGGCACUUGUGAUGUGUUCAGUAUCCAUAAUCGCGUCAGUUGAUUCGGUUGGAUCAUAUCAUGCCUCCUCUUUGUUGGUGGCAUCCAGACCUCCAACUCCUGGAGUUCUCAGCCGUGGCAUUGGUUUGGAAGGCAUUUCGAGUGUCCUUGCCGGUCUUUGGGGCACAGGAACUGGAUCUACAACCCUUACUGAGAAUAUUCACACCAUUGCUGUGACCAAAAUGGGUAGCCGGAGAGCAGUUGAGAUUGGCGCUUGCAUUUUGAUUCUCUUGUCUCUUAUAGGUAAAGUUGGGGGCUUUCUUGCUUCAAUUCCUAAUGUCAUGGUCUCUGCUCUCCUUUGCUUUAUGUGGGCAAUGCUCGCGGCACUGGGUUUGUCAAACCUACGUUACAGUGAAGCAGGGAGCUCCAGAAAUAUCAUCAUAGUUGGGCUCUCCUUGUUUUUGUCCUUAUCAAUACCUGCCUAUUUCCAGCAAUACAGGGUUAUUCCCAACACCAACUCAUCCGUGCCGAGUUAUUUUCAGCCGUACAUAGUUGCGUCGCAUGGUCCUUUCCGCAGCAAAUAUGGCGGGCUGAACUAUGUCUUGAACACAUUACUUUCAUUUCACAUGGUCAUUGCUUUUCUUGUGGCCGUGAUCCUCGACAACACUGUUCCCGGAAGCCAGCAAGAACGAGGAGUUUACGUCUGGUCUGAACCAGAGGCUGCAAGGAGAGAGCCCAGCGUUGCCAAAGACUACGAGUUGCCCUUCCGAGUUGGGCGGGCCUUAAGAUGGGUGAAAUGGGUUGGUCUGUGAGCUAAGUUCCACCGAACAUACAUCAUCAUCAUUUUGUUACGUUUCAUAGACGGUCCGCCCACAGAGCCAUCAUUGGUGUUGUAAUUCUAAUCACAGAUUCAUGGACGGUCCGCCCACAGAAUCAUUGUUGGUGUUGUAAUUCUAAUCAUAGACAAUGUAUGUUGUACCGAGUCAUAGCAAAUGAGUGACCCCAGAUGGGUCUUUUUUC
This is a messenger RNA of Magnolia sinica, 2452 nucleotides long. Its product is annotated as nucleobase-ascorbate transporter 12-like. NCBI's taxonomy places the organism in Eukaryota, Viridiplantae, Streptophyta, Magnoliopsida, Magnoliales, Magnoliaceae. Bases 163 to 2244 code for a protein of 693 amino acids. Gene Ontology annotation, cellular component: plasma membrane. Gene Ontology annotation, biological process: transmembrane transport. The record is from RefSeq and is a predicted model, not a curated record. Gene Ontology annotation, molecular function: transmembrane transporter activity. The transcript is spliced from 10 exons.